UUUUUUUUUUCUUUGUUUUUUCUUUUGUCCGACCUUACAUUAUCAUGUUCUUCACCCGACCUCUUUUACAAGCUACUACCAAAUUAACCACUGGUUUGACCGGUAUCCCUGUUCAUCCCAAUCCUCGUCCUCAUUUGAUUCAAACUUACAACAACACUUUAACCGCCUUGUCACGUCUUCCUGAACAUGCUGUUUAUCGUCAGGCCACUGAAGGUUUCACCAAGACUCGUUUGGCCAUUGUCGAAUCAACAGAAAACGUCGCUGAUAUUGAAGCCAAGAUUGGUGCUGGACAAAUCGAACAAUUGAUUUUGCAAGCUGAAGAUGAACUCAAGUUGGUGGGCAAGAUGGAACAAUGGAAACCUUGGGAAGAAUUAGAAACCCCUAUCCCUGAAGGUCAAUGGAAAUAUCCUGGUUACAAGGAAUAAAUAGUGAUUCACUUUCUUUUUUUUUUUUUAUUGUAUGAUUCCCUUUCGACAAAAAAAAAAAAACGACAACAACAAAAAAAAAAAAAAAUGAAACAUCGUCUUUUACUUUUGUGCACUAUU
Molecule: messenger RNA, 545 nt
Organism: Halteromyces radiatus
Lineage: Eukaryota; Fungi; Mucoromycota; Mucoromycetes; Mucorales; Cunninghamellaceae
Product: ETC complex I subunit conserved region-domain-containing protein
Exons: 2
Coding region: 45-425 (126 amino acids)
Biological process (GO): respiratory electron transport chain
Source: RefSeq, a predicted model, not a curated record